UGAAUCAACGAGCACACAUAGAAAAAGAUCUAUGUAUAUGUACAUAUGUAAAUACAUACAUCUGUCUAAAAUGUGCAGACACAUCCUCGUGCAGAAGCGAACACCUAGACAAGAAGUAAAAAUGCUAAAAAUAAUGAAAUUCUAAUGAAGUCGCUGCCAGUUCCGUUUACAGUACACAUGCGUACAUAUAUAUACAUGCAUAUGUAUGCAUAGUGUGUGUGUGGGUGUGUGUGUUUAAAUUUGUAUAAUCACAAAUUCUAUAACUAUCCAUACGCUUUUGGCGUGGUAUACAAUAAAUAUACCAUAUAUACACAUGUGAAUGUUAAAAAAUCGUAAUUGAUCAAUUCUGCUUUAAAAUUCAAUUAACGGUGCAGCGCCGACGGCAAUUGUGAACACAAAAUGUAUAAGUUGCUUUAAAAUAGAAGACUGUGUGACCAAAUCCAAUUUCAGUCCAAAUCGACAUCAGCACUCUCCAAAAUGGAUGCGUACACAUUACCAACGUAUUUUCCGCUAGCUUACACAGAAUUGCAGUUUUUGGCGUCAAGGCGGGCGGCUGCGGCAGCUGCCGCGGCUUCGGCCUCGGUGCUGCCGAGUUCGCCUUCCGCCAACCAGGUGCACACAACAGACGUGAGCAGCUCGGUGCCAGUGCCGGGAUCACCCAUGCCCCCCUCAGGGCAUGCGGACUCCACCUUGGCUUCCAGCGCCGCCGGCGGCCUCACAUUGCACCAUCAUCAUCAUCAUCAGCAGCAGCAGCAGCAUCAUGUCCAUGGGCACAAUGUCAGUCAUGGUGUGUCUGGGCAACCGGCACAGCCACAGCAUGAGUUUCAUCCGGCCUACAGAAUUCCCAGCUAUGUGGAACAGUUCUAUUCCUUGCAGAGAGCCAGCCCCAACGCUUCCUAUCACGAUCCAUACGGAAACUGUGCGCCAACGUUUCAUCUGGCCGGCCUGGGCCUGGGCUCUGGAGAGUAUUUAAGUGCCCGGGGCAUGGGCUCGCUGAGCGAACUGCAUCAUGCGGCUGUGGCAGCAGCAGCAGCCGCCGCGGCGGGAUCUUUGGCCAGCACCGAUUUCCAUUUCAGCCUGGACGGCAACGGACGGCUGGGCAGUCCGCGUCCAGGCGGCGGCGGCAGCAUGCGGGCCAGCGUUAGCCGGAAACGGGCGCUAUCCUCAUCGCCGUACUCCGACUCGUUUGACAUCAACUCGAUGAUUCGCUUCUCGCCCAACUCCCUGGCCACGAUCAUGAAUGGCUCCCGCGCGAGCAGCGCGGCAAGCGGCUCCUAUGGCCAUCUCACUGCCAGUGCCAUCAGUCCGAUGGCGCAUGCGCACACGACGAUGGCGCCCCAUCUGCAGCAGCUACAGGCUCAUCUGCUGCGCGCCAGCGCCGGACUGCUGCAUCCGAUGCAGGCGGCUGCAGCUGCCAGCUAUUCCAUGAGCCAUGCGGCAGCCGCCAGCGCUGCGGCCCUCAGCCUGACCGAGGUCUCUAUUAAAUCCAAUGCCAAGGAAUUGGCGCUGGGCAACGCCAGCCAGACCUCGACGCCAACAUCCACGUUGCUUAGCACAGCUGCAGAUGAGUCUGCGAUCAAACCCAUCAUCAGCUCGAACAAGAACUACGACGAUGCCCAUCGAGCCAAGCCCAUCGAGCAACCGUCGUCGACAUCGGAAAGCGUUGCCCAAGUUGAAGCAGACAGCGCAUCGGCGAAUCUCUUGGAGCGGCGGCAACGGAACAAGGCCUUGGGUGGGGGGCAUCGGGUACUCAGCCACCACGACGAUAGUCAUCCAGAUGGUCAUCAGUUCAACGAAUACGACUGUGCCACGGCGGACACAACGGACAUUAAAGAUGAGCCAGGUGACUUCAUCGAGACCAAUUGCCAUUGGCGCAACUGUAGCGUCGAGUUCAUGACCCAGGACGAGCUGGUCAAACACAUCAACAACGAUCACAUUCAGAGCAACAAGAAGGCAUUCGUCUGCCGCUGGGAAGCUUGUUCGCGCGGUGAAAAGCCAUUCAAGGCGCAGUACAUGCUUGUUGUACACAUGCGUCGCCAUACUGGAGAAAAGCCUCACAAAUGCACGUUUGAGGGAUGCUAUAAGGCGUACUCUCGUUUGGAGAACUUGAAAACCCAUCUGCGUUCGCAUACAGGGGAAAAGCCGUACACCUGUGAGUAUCCAGGCUGCAGCAAGGCCUUUAGCAAUGCCAGCGAUCGUGCCAAGCAUCAGAACCGAACCCACAGCAACGAGGUGAGUUGUACACAUGUUAAAUUGAAUCAAGUUUCGAAAACAUGGAUUAACAAAUUUGAACAAUUUAAACAGAAACCGUAUAUCUGCAAAGCGCCGGGCUGCACGAAGCGUUACACGGAUCCCAGUUCGCUGCGGAAACACGUGAAAACCGUACACGGCGCCGAGUUCUAUGCCAAUAAAAAGCAUAAGGGCUUGCCGCUGCAUGAUGCCAAUUCGGGUCUGGAUAGGGAUCGAGACAGUGGCCAGCAGCAGCAGCAGCAUCAGCUGCAGGAGCAGCACAUUGACUCCAGUCCGUGCAGCGAGGAUCUGCAUGGAGGCAAACUGUGUCCGGCUAGUGUGUCCAGUCCGAGCAUCAAAUCGGAGUCGGAUGCCAAUUCGCCGGGCCAACUGGCUGCAGGACACGGCGGUACUGGCACGAAUUCCGAAUGCCUCAUGCACAUCUACAGGCAGGAUGAUCUGAGUAAUGCCACCGUGCCGACCCUCGACGAGGGCUGGCCCUAUGACGACGAUGUCGAUGCCGCCGAUCUGCCCAUUGUGCUCCGUGCGAUGGUCAACAUUGGCAAUGGAAAUGCUGCAUGUGCUAGCACCAUGGCACGCCAGCGUUUUCGCAGUCGCCUACAGACUAAGGUGAUCAACUCGAGCAAUUCGAUGCUGUCCAAUAUACCGGAGACCAAUCGAUCCAUUGGCAUCAUAGAGCUCAACCAGCGUAUUACCGAGCUAAAAAUGGAGCCGGGCACAACAGCUACAUCUCCGCAGCCAGGACCACCUUUGCCGGGCAACUGUGCCGGACUAACCGAGUUGCACUCGCCGUCACAGCCGGGCGGCCAGCAGAGUCGAUCCACGGCAGCUCAGCUCCAGCAGGGGGGCUAUUCGCAGGCGGCGGUGGCUGCGAUGCGUCGCGACAGCCAGAACUCGAAUGCCAGCACAUACUACUGCAGCAUGCAGAGCCGAAGGAGCAGUCAAUCCUCGCAGCUGUCAACGAUAUCGACAAUGAGGCCCUGUCCCGUAUAUAAUACGGGAACAGGCGCUCCAUCCUUAUACGAUCCAAUAUCGCCUGGCUGUUCUCGUCGCUCCAGUCAAAUGUCGAAUGUGGCCAACGCAACGAAUGCUCCAUUAAUGUGCCAAACAUCGAGCGGCAUCUGUGGCGGUUCUGGGUUGCGCAGCAACUGCAGCCUGCCUCCCCCGCCGUCAUCCCACCUGAUUGCCUCGCAUUUGCAACGCUUGCAGUCGGGCGAGGCGAGCGCCUACUUUCAGAAUCUGAAUCCGAAUCAGAAGAUGGCGCAAAGUGGCGGGCGCUAUUCAAUUCCAAACGUGCUACAGUCGCCGCUCAAUUCGCACUUUGCCAAUGCGUACGAGGAAAACCCGAUCUCCCAGCAUAGACGUCAGUCGGAGCCCAUCAUGGCACAGCAGAGCAUGGACCGAAGGUUCAAUCCAACUGUCUUCCAGAACAUGCGCAGCUCCGUCAAUCUCAAUAAUAGAAAUCGAACGUGUCCAUCGACGGCUUCUACUUCAACUUCCACUUGCGUGCAGACCAAGGAUUGGCCAGGUGAACCGACAACCAUGGACAAUCCGCGGGAGCAUCAUCCCAAUGAAAAGGUCAAUUUGGAUGAGGUCGAGGAGCUUAUAUUGCCCGAUGAGAUGUUGCAGUAUCUGAAUUUGGUUAAGGAAACCGAGAAGCCGAAAUCAAAGGAUGGAGGAACAUCAGCUACGCCAGCCAACAAUAUACAUGAUGGAGGAUCACUUGCAGCUAAUGCGGUUUAUCAAUCUUUGGUGUCGCCAGCACCCACCCACACUCCCAACUGUCCAUCUCCACUUGUGCAACUGAUGUCCCCCCAAUCCGGACAUACAAUGUCGGCGUUGGGUAGUCCAUACUCUCAGCGAAACUAUGAAGCAGAAGGAGCCACCCAUUUCUAUCGUCAACAGCAGACGGUUUACUGUACACCAAGAUCUAAUAAUGAACCGUUUGUGACGUCAGGUCAGGCGCCGGCCCCGAUCCCCAACCCGACUCCGACCAUGGCCAUGUCCCAGGCAUCCCAGCAUCCGGCUCAGGCUCCGACUCCCACUCAACCACAAUCAAUGCCCAGCUACGAGCCACAACAGAUUAUUGACUCCUCGAUGACCAGUCUGCCCGAACUAUCGAAUCCUAAUCCCUUGGUCGUUGUUCCCAACGUAAAUAACGGCAACGAGAUACAAUGCGGGGUCGUCAGCCAGUCUCAGUUGUCGCCGACUGCCAAUAUGGAUGUCAGUUGUCCGGCACAGUUAACAAAGGCCCCACAGAAUCCCUGCUUGCCGAAGCCCAUGGAGGGGGAAGGUCAGCUAAUUGCUCAGCCCCUAAGGGCGGAGGCUAAGGUCUUGUCGGAGCAUCCGAGCAUUAUGACAUCAAUGCAUUCGGAAACCUAUCAGCGUACCCUGGAAUAUGUUCAAAGCUGCCAGAACUGGAUGGAGACGAACAGUUCGUUAAUGGGCAAUCCUCAAAUGGCCAUUAACCAACCCAAUCCGAUUUGGGCCGAUGUGAGCAGCUCGACGCAUCCGCAUCCCAGCACAAAUAUGAUUAUCAACGAUAUGACAACAUCCUUGAGCUCUCUACUGGAAGAGAAUCGAUACCUGCAAAUGAUGCAGUAGCAUGCUAAAUAAUGGUUAUAUCAACAUUUGGAAAGACUUACGCUCAUUAGUUUUUAUAAAUCAUUCAAAGAUUCAUAUUCAGAGUUGCCAAUUCAGCUUAAUUAGACCAUUAACAGAGGUCGUUGGACAGACAGUUGACAUUUUAAACGCAUUUAUCAACCCUUUUUACUGUUUUUAUUUUAAACACUGGACUUAGCUACUUUUUUGAAGCGACAGGUGGCCACACUGGUCAUAUUCAGACAUGACUACACAAAAGGACAAAGAAAUUGAUUUUAUUCAUUUCAAAACCAAAUCUACGCGACAUACUUCUAAUUAUCAUUCAUAAACACAAGCAACACUCAUGUACUUACAUACACAGCUUCAGGGUACAGAUAUUUUCGAGUAUUGAGGUUUAAUAAGAAUUAUUUAUUUUUUUAUUUUCGAUCGA
Messenger RNA from Drosophila novamexicana, 5281 nucleotides. It is a transcript of the gene ci, whose product is annotated as transcriptional activator cubitus interruptus. The transcript has 5 exons. Gene Ontology annotation, molecular function: DNA-binding transcription factor activity, RNA polymerase II-specific; RNA polymerase II cis-regulatory region sequence-specific DNA binding. The record is from RefSeq and is a predicted model, not a curated record. Bases 478 to 4854 code for a protein of 1458 amino acids. Gene Ontology annotation, cellular component: nucleus. Lineage: Eukaryota; Metazoa; Arthropoda; Insecta; Diptera; Drosophilidae. Gene Ontology annotation, biological process: regulation of transcription by RNA polymerase II.